Messenger RNA from Acipenser ruthenus (sterlet), 939 nucleotides. RefSeq names its product cytochrome c oxidase assembly factor 3 homolog, mitochondrial-like. Gene Ontology annotation, cellular component: mitochondrial inner membrane. Gene Ontology annotation, biological process: mitochondrial respiratory chain complex IV assembly. NCBI's taxonomy places the organism in Eukaryota, Metazoa, Chordata, Actinopteri, Acipenseriformes, Acipenseridae. Bases 78 to 380 code for a protein of 100 amino acids. The record is from RefSeq and is a predicted model, not a curated record. The transcript has 2 exons.
UCUAGCUCCUCCUCUACGGGUUUAGCGGCGGUUCAGAGUUGACAGGUUGCUCACUGCACUGUGUGUGUCGGUUAAAGAUGUCGGAAAAGACACCUCAAGGAGACUCGCAGGCCUCUUUCGCUAAGCGGAUCGACCCGAAAAAGGGGCCGCUGACCCCGGAGCAGAGCGCGUUUAUCCGGAGAGUGGAGCUCGAGCAGUGGAAGAAGAACGCCCAGAAACUGCGGGGCCGGAAUAUCUUCACCGGACUCGUUAUCGGGGGCUUGGUGUUGGGGAUCUACGGAUACACGUUCUACUCUGUGUCCCAGGAGAAGUUUUUGGAUGAGUUGGAGGAGGAAGCGAAGGUAGCGAGAAUGAGAGCGCCAAAGACAUCGGCCAACUAAACCUGAUCAGACGUGCGUUUCUCUGCACUGCAAAGCGAGUCAGCCGGACCGAGUUGUUUUUUAUUUUGGAGAUGCUGCUGCCGCUGGGAAUUGUGAAUACCCCUUUUGCAGUGGGCCAGGUUUUGUGAAAUGCGUAUUUCCUCAUUUGGACUGCAAACAUCCAAUGUCGGUUUAAAAUGCAAUCCCCCUGCCUUGUUGUGUCCCAUCUUUAUAAUGCAGUCUCGUAAUGCGUUGGCCAACUACAGCAUUAAAGGUGGCGCGCAGUAUUGCGGCUUUUGGAAUGCACAUGUAAUUUUAUUUUGAUAUUUAAGAACAUAUAUAAAGUCAUAUUUAGUGAUGUGCGUAAUCUGCGUUAUGAUUUUUUUAUUGUAUUCCAAAGUUAUGCUUUGAAUCCUGAUCAUGUGAUGUAUUAUUUUCUCAUCUAAAGCGUUUGUGCUUUACUAGAAUCUUUUUCCUCUAUCUGUAAAUUGAUUGUAUAACUUCCUUUGUUGAAGGAAAGUGUGUUCUGUCUUUACUUAGGACUUUGGUUUUACAAAACACAAUAAAUGGUCUUACACAA